Molecule: messenger RNA, 1020 nt
Organism: Recurvomyces mirabilis
Lineage: Eukaryota; Fungi; Ascomycota; Dothideomycetes; Mycosphaerellales; Teratosphaeriaceae
Exons: 2
Coding region: 1-1020 (339 amino acids)
Source: RefSeq, a predicted model, not a curated record
AUGAGUCUUUGGGGCGACUCUGCCAUCAAUGCUUUUGUCAAUCUCACGCCGUCGUCACCAUGGGCGAUGCGAGUUGCUGAGCAGUGGAAAGGUUUGCCGUUUGGAAAGUACUUGCAGCAGCCUGCGCCGACACGAAAGCGAGCCUUGUCAGGACCUCACGAGCCUACCGAUGGCUCCCUGUGGCAGCGCUUCAACCUCUUCUCGAUGACUGAGGUAGAGUGCAGGCCAUACGAUCAGCCAUGGAGCCUUUUCUUAUCGAGAUUGCCACUGGAUGUUCGAAUUAUCAUCUACGAAAUGGUACUGGGCAACAUGCACUUCCACGUCGAGUCUGGCACGCCGCAGAGUCGAAUCUUCCAUAUCGUUUGUACACAGCCGGACACUAUUGGCGAGCCGAGUCACUCGUGUCAUCACCUCAACGUCCACCGGCCAUCCUCUGCGCCGCGAGACGAAUACCGGGAAGCGAGCGGUCUCCUCCCACUGCUCGUCACAUGCCGAAUGGUAUAUUCAGAGUGUAUCCACAUCCUCUACAGCACGAACUCUUUCCAAUUCACUUCGAACCAUGCAGCUUUCCGCUUCCUCAAGACCAUGAUCCCAUCCCACCGUGUCCAGAGCAUCCGUCACUUUCGAAUGACCAUGAGGAUACCACAUCAUCCACACAUGAACACACGAUCCAAGCGUGAUUGGGCUGCUCUCUGGGACUUCUUCGAGAACGAUAUGACAGGGCUGCAGACAUUGAAUCUUAAGCUGCUCCUACUGCACGAUACGCAACAGCAGAUCAUCAAAGCCGACGACCAUGCAGGGAGUGGAUGGGUCGAGCCGAUGGUAUUGAUGGCGACGACUACAAAUCGAAGAAGGGGCUGUAGGGUAGAGGUUAUGACUGGCGGCCAGACGCAGGAUCUGAGUGAUGUCUCUGUCGCUAGCGAAUCUGGGAAUUCGAUCUGCGAUGACCAGGAGGCAUUGAACAGUGCUUGCGCAAUUCUGCACUCGAAGAUCCGACUAUCGCUGGGCGGGCAAGGCUGA